Messenger RNA from Ziziphus jujuba (common jujube), 2406 nucleotides. RefSeq names its product pentatricopeptide repeat-containing protein At2g36730. The transcript has a single exon. Gene Ontology annotation, molecular function: protein binding; RNA binding. Bases 179 to 1726 code for a protein of 515 amino acids. NCBI's taxonomy places the organism in Eukaryota, Viridiplantae, Streptophyta, Magnoliopsida, Rosales, Rhamnaceae. Gene Ontology annotation, biological process: RNA modification. The record is from RefSeq and is a predicted model, not a curated record.
CAAAAGUUCUUUUAUAAAUCCUCAUUUAAAAAAUUAAAAAUUAAAAAAUAAAAAUAAAAAGACCAAAAGGUCCGUACUUUUACACACGACAGGUCGUCGGUGGGUGAAUUAAAUUUAAGCGAAGAAACAAAAUGGAGCCAAAAGUGAAGCCCAAAAUUCAAAAUUCAAAAUUCAGUUGAUGGUUCGGCUUCAAACCCAAACUGCCAAUCGCGUCUUCGCUCCAAAAACCUAUCAUCACCCUGAUUCCUCAGAUUUCGUCUCCAAAAAGCAACAAUGCCUCUCUCUCUUCAAGAUCUGCUCCUCCAUCAAACAGCUCUCUCAGAUUCACGCUCAACUCCAUCUCUCUGGGCUUCAGGGAGACACAUUUCUUCUCACACAGCUAGUCCGCUUCUGCGCCUUAUCUCCCUCCAAGGAUUUGAACCAUGCCCGAACCAUCCUCCAUCGUUCCGACCAUUCACCGCCUUCUUCCUGGAACAUUCUCAUCAGGGGCUACGCCUCCAGCGAUUCUCCGACCGAGGCCAUCUGGGUUUUCCGUGAAAUGCGUUGCCGCGGAAUCAGACCCAAUAAACUCACCUUCCCUUUUCUUCUCAAGGCCUGCGCUACUAUUAUGGCACUUAAAGUAGGGAGGCAAGUGCAUGCGGAUGUUUUUAAGCGUGGUUUGGACGGCGAUGUUUAUGUACAGAACAACUUGAUUCAUUUUUACGGGUGUUGUAAGAAGAUUUCGAAUGCACAAAAGCUGUUCGAUGCAAUGUCUGUCAGAACUCUUGUUUCGUGGAAUUCAAUUAUAACAGCUUGUGUUGAGAAUUCUUGCUUCGAUAAUGGGAUUGGGUAUUUCUUGAGGAUGAGAAAUUGUGGGUUUCAACCAGACGAGACUACAAUGGUUGUCAUGCUUAAUGCAUGCGCCGAGCUUGGUAACUUGAGCUUAGGGAGAUGGGUUCAUUCACAAACGAUCCAAAGAGAAUUGGGUUUGAAUUGCCAAUUGGGUACUUCCCUUGUAGACAUGUAUGCCAAGUCCGGGGCUUUAGAUUAUGCUACAAAAGUGUUUGAUAGUCUAGGGGAGAGAAACGUUUGGACAUGGAGUGCAAUGAUUCUAGGACUAGCUCAACAUGGGUUUGGCAAUGAAGGUCUUGAACUUUUUGCAAAGAUGAUGAAGUCCUCCAUAUGCCCGAACUAUGUCACCUUUCUUGGGGUUCUAUGUGCUUGCAGCCAUGCCGGACUGGUGCAAGAUGGAUACCAAUAUUUUUAUGAUAUGGAACAUGUCCAUGGGAUUAAACCCAUGAUGAUACAUUAUGGUGCCAUGGUAGAUAUCUUAGCUCGUGCUGGUCGCCUAAGUGAGGCUUAUGCAUUUAUAAAUAACAUGCCCUUUGAGCCGGACCCCAUCAUAUGGAGGACUUUGCUCAGUGUAUGCUGUAACUGUGAUGUUAAAGACAAUGAGGGGAUAGGAGAUAAGGUUAGAAAGAGGCUGCUCAAUUUGGAGCCAAGGAGGGGUGGGAAUUUGGUGAUGGUGGCAAAAAUGUAUGCUGAAGUAGGGAUGUGGGAGAAAGCGGCUAAUGUAAGAAGGUUUAUGAGAAGCGGAGGAUUGAAGAAGUCUGCUGGGGAGAGUUGCAUAGAGUUAGGUGGGUCGAUUCGUAGGUUCUUCUCUGGCUAUGAUCCUCAAACUGAUUAUGAGGGUAUCUACCAGAUGCUAGACGAACUGAAUUUACACAUGAAGAUGGUUAACCUGUAAUUCAGCUCUCCUUUUGUCAAUUUUUUUUUUAUUUUUUUAUUUUUUUUUAUUUUUUUUUUCUUUUGGAAAUGUGAAAAUUGGAAUAGCAAAGAGCUGAGCAUUUUCGUUGUCUUGAAAAAAAAAAAAUAAUAAUAAUAAUAAUAAUAAUAAAAAGAGGUGAGAUUUAUGAGAAAUAUCACUCAUAUUAAGAUUUUAAUGUCUACUUUCUCUUGAUAUGAAAAUUGGCUUCUUUGAAUCUUUCAACGAUUAUGAAACGGCAAAUUAAUUGUUUCAUAAACCCUUUGAUUUGACCAGCUUCAUGUGUAAGAACAUGUGUUCAAAUAGUCAAAUCAUCCGACAGUUGCUUCGCAUGAAACCGAGACAUCACUGGGGCAUAGAUAAUUUAAAGCCUCACACAUGCGUUGGUAAUGAAUAGAGCCUUAUUUUUAGCCCUUUACAUGUAUAUAGAAGUUUUUUUGGGGGCAUAUAUAUAUAUAUAUAUAUACAGUCUUGUUGGAGCAAAUUUUCCCUACCGCAGAGAGUUGUACUCUCUUCACUGAUGGACCCUUUUUAUGAAACUUACCUCCUAAGAAACAGCUUGUUAUAAAAUUGCUAAGCAGAUCUUAUAAAAAAUCCAUCGCAGUAAAAAUACAAUAACAACCACAACAACCAAAAAAAAAAAAAAAGGAGAGAGAAAGAAA